Molecule: messenger RNA, 2183 nt
Organism: Aspergillus caelatus
Lineage: Eukaryota; Fungi; Ascomycota; Eurotiomycetes; Eurotiales; Aspergillaceae
Product: Metallo-dependent phosphatase-like protein
Exons: 3
Coding region: 148-1803 (551 amino acids)
Cellular component (GO): cytoplasm
Molecular function (GO): phosphoprotein phosphatase activity
Source: RefSeq, a predicted model, not a curated record
UUUCACGGCCCCUUGAGAUGACCUAGUGUUGGGUCUUCUCUGUGGCGAGCCCCAACUUUUCUCUUGCAGCUUGCUAUACUUCAUCAUGCUUCAGCGCUCGGCAGUUUUUUAUCGAUUUAGAACUUGCCAGGGGUUUUCACUACCAACAUGACACGCCGAUUUGUUCGCGCGGGUGUACAACUCGCAGUAUUUGCUGUUUGUAUACUGCUUUUCGUCGUAACUCUAGAUAACCGGUUUCGCGUCCUACCUGCCGCUAUUCAUGGCCACCUUCCUUCGCACUAUUCAGGACUCGUUGUUACGGAUGUCACCAUCAAAUCGUGCUCGCAUAUCAAUCCUUUCUCCAAAUGCAAACCUAUUUCGCAAUCAUGGACACAGGUCGACAAGGAUCUUUAUUUGCGCACUGGUUGGACGUCCACCGCCUUUGUCCAAUUUGAGCGGAAAAAGGAGGAGGACCUACUUCCUACGGACAAAGUUGUGAUUGAUUUGAAGAUUAGUCGGCUUGUUCCGGAGACCACUGACGAUAAUAAAGAUGGGGAGAAAGACGAAGCUACGUGGGAGCCGAGACCAGGUGGCAUUUGGCUGAGACGGACAGCCAAGCGCCACGCGAGUGACUCACAGACUGCGAUCACCUUGGUCGAUGUUCUUUUCGGCGCCGAUGCGGUGGAUCCACGGAUUGGCUGGGAGGUCAGAGAUACACCGCUGCUGCUGGAUAGUCGAACGGAAGAAUUAGAAGCCCGUAUCAGUAUUCAGAGGGGAGAUCCUCAGAAGCAGAAAAGACCAAUUCCCAGGAUCAAUGAACAUGGUCGCUUUAAAAUUAUGCAGCUGGCGGACUUGCAUUUGAGUACCGGUCUUGGACUGUGCCGUGACCCUAUCCCAGCGGAACCUGUUCCUGGCCAGAAGUGUGAGGCUGACCCGCGGACACUUGAGUUUGUGGAGAGGCUCCUGGAUGAAGAGAAGCCCGAUAUGGUGGUCCUUACUGGUGAUCAGGUGAACGGUGAAACCUCUAAGGAUGCACAAAGCUCGCUUUUUAAGUCUGUCAAGCUGCUUGUGGAUCGCAAGAUUCCCUACGCAGCUAUUUUUGGCAAUCAUGACGACGAGGGCAAUCUCAACCGGUCGGAACUUAUGGCCAUGUUAGAGCAACUGCCGUAUUCAAUGUCGUCGGCUGGCCCUGAGGACAUAGACGGUGUUGGUAACUACAUCGUCGAGGUUCUCGGCCGUGGUAAUAGCGCACACUCAGCUUUGACUCUUUAUCUUCUUGACUCGCAUUCGUAUUCGCCGGAUGAACGGCAAUUCCGAGGUUAUGACUGGAUCAAGCCCAGCCAGAUCCGUUGGUUCAAGAACACUGCCCAAGGCCUUAAGAGGAAGCACCAUGAAUAUGCGUACAUGCACAUGAACAUGGCAUUCAUUCAUAUCCCGCUGCCUGAAUACCGUGACCCAAAUAACCUGUACAUUGGCAAUUGGGACGAACCCCCAACCGCUCCAGGAUUCAAUUCAGGCUUCAAGGAUGCACUCGAAGAGGAGGGUAUCCUAUUCGUUAGCUGUGGACAUGACCACGUCAAUGACUACUGCAUGCUUAACAACAAUAAAGACGAGAAGCCAUCGCUCUGGAUGUGUUAUGGAGGAGGUGUUGGAUUCGGAGGCUAUGGAGGCUAUAAAGAUUAUGUCCGGCGUGUGAGGUUCUUUGACUUCGACAUGAAUGCCGGGCGGGUUAUGACAUAUAAGCGGCUUGAGUAUGGCGAAACGGAGGCCAAGAUCGAUGAACAGAUGAUAGUUGACGGUGGUGCUGUGAGAGGAAUGUCGUGAAAAGAUGAACAUUCACAGGGCAUUUCAUAUUCUGGGUUUGAGAGAAAAAAAGAACCAUUGUCCCUCAGCUUCUUUGACAGAGUGAUUUACCCUUCUUUACAAAAUAUUGUUAUCAAUGCCGGCGCGCCCUCUGUUUAUUUCGGUCCCCCCACUCUUUUACAUUCUACUCUUGUGUUUAUAUUAUCUUUGUAUAGUGCGAGGACGUCAACAUACGCUGGCUCUAAAGGGCGUCGGCUGGGGAGUUUGGAUUCGUGGGAAAGGGGAUCGAAGGUAUCAUGAAAAGAAUGCUAUUUUCUGUUUGCUACUUCCUUGUUCAUACAUAUCCGCACGAAUAUUCAUGGUAUUAGGAAUACUAUGUAGGUUUCUCAGGGUUAAUGAAC